AUGGAUGUGUUCCGGUGGUAUGUAUAUGCCACGGCGCGAGCACCGCUCGUCACGGACGCACAGGUCGUCAGGGACGUGCAAGGUAGGUCUGCAGAUUCCACACAAGGGAGAUGGCCCCAUGAACACAUCGUGUGCUUUCCUACGUUACCUUCUCAGGUUUGUUCGACGAGCUGUCCAUUCCGAUCGACUUCUUGCCGAGGGUUCGGACACGCGCUGCCGGUCAGCAAUACGACAACACACGAAAGUCAUUCAUCCAUCUGCUUGUUUGUGUGUUCAGCUAACCGGGUCUUUGUGUGUGAGGAGGAGUACCAGCAGCUGACCAGGGAGGAACAGGACGACCUGAUUCUUGGCCACAAGCUGCCCAAGGACUUCUGUCAGCGCAUACAGGGCAGUCUGCAGGCUCGCGAUUUCAUGAAGUGGGUGACGCAGAUGCAUCGCUUCCUCGCCAAGCUCGAGCCGACGCACGAGGAGUGA
Messenger RNA from Vitrella brassicaformis, 474 nucleotides. Lineage: Eukaryota; Vitrellaceae. The record is from the annotation of a GenBank genome assembly.